AGCUCGCAUGGCAGCUACAAUCACUCGAUUCUCAAUCGUUACUCUUUUGCUGUUUGCACUCUCUAUUGCAAUCGUCAUCUUCCCCUUCUAUGUCAAAGUUGGGAGCAAGAAGAUCCCCAUCAACCUCACCACUGCGCCGAUCCUCGUUAUAGGCAUUUUAUGGGCGUCACAAUGUCUUGGAGCUACGCAAAUACGAGAUGGAAUUGUAGGGACAGCCGGAGUCAAGCCCUAUAACAUCCUCAUUCUGUUUUUCUCCCUCGCAUACAUGGCCAUCACUUUGGAUAUCAGUGGGGUGCUGCAAGCGGCCGCAUUCUGGGUCUCCAACAAAGGUGGAACCCGAGGGCGACGUCUCUACUUCUACUUCUAUGCUCUGAUCACGCUGCUGAGCAUCUCUGUCGGCAACGAUCCAGUAAUCCUGUCGGGCACCGUGUUCCUCAUCUACUAUACGCGCACUGCGGACGUCCAUCCCGUCCCAUGGCUGAUGGCGGAAUUCGCAUCUGCGAACACCGCCAGUAUGGUGCUGGCUGUCGGCAAUCCCACCAACGUUGUCAUAUGCGAAGGAUUCAAUAUCCCUUUUGCGUCUUUCACGUUAUACACGGUACUCGCCUUCCUUGCAUGCAGCCUGUCCUGCUAUGUUGCUCUGGCCCUACAAUUUCGCAAGGACAAGCACGUCCCGCACCAUCUACGGCCGGUUGGGACGCUGGAUGCGAGACAGGCUAUCAGGGACCCGAUCUCGGCCUGCGUUGGAUCCAUCCUGCUGUUUUCGUGCAUUGUGGUCAUCCUCGUGGUCAGCUUCUUCAAGAUCGACGUAUGGAAGAUCAGUCUGCCGUUCGCGGGGGCCAAGUUCCUCUUCGACUUGGUAUGGGACUAUCUACGCAACAGGCCACUGCCUGUAGAUCCGAACGAGAAGCCCGCGUCCUGGAGAGAAACUCUUUCUUCUCGCUUCGUGACAGUGUCUACCGCGUUUCCCCGGCUCCCGUUCGGGCUGAUUCCCUUCGCCUUUUCCCAGUUCAUCCUCAUCGAGGCGCUGGCACACCAAGGAUGGAUCGAUGUUUUCUCCCGCUGGCUUGUGACGGCGUCCGGCCGGUCCAUGCACCCGACGAUCUGGCUCGUCGGUGUGCUCACCGUGCUGCUUUGCAAUGUGGCUGGCACCAAUAUCGGGGCAACGAUCCUGAUGACGAAAGUCGUCAGCCAGGCAGGGCUUCCGGUGCCCAGCAACCGUGCAGCGGGCGUUGCGCUCGCCGUGGCCAGCAACAUUGGCGCUGUCAGCUUCACCUUUUCGGCGAGCCUGGCCGGCCUAUUAUGGAAAGCAAUUCUGAAACAGAAAGAAGACGAUAUCGCUGCAGAGGAGCGGCUCUCGGAAAAGUCCGAAUCCGAGCCAUCCUUCGCGGACCGCCUGAGCAUAUCGCAAGUGCUCUUCGCAAAGUGGAAUAUCCUGCCCUUGGUCGUAAUGACCGGCGUCGGCCUCGCUGUUGUCUCGGCAGAGAUGGCCGUGCUGUAUCGUAAAUAGAUCUCGGGGAUGGCAGCGAUAGGGAGUAAAAAUGAGGCUGAGAUUGUCCUGUUUUUGGACCCGUACUUACUCGGCACUCUUCCGCAACUCCCAGUAUCGCGUAGAAAGUGUAGAAAUAUGAUUGGGCUCCAAGAUUGAGAUAGCGAUAGGAGAGCUCUGGGGACAAUGCCACUCGGGCUGAGUCUCCACAGCAUUGCCAUCCCGUGACCGCGUCAGGCUGAUCACGCCAUCAUGGUCCUCGCCGCCACUCCAGCCUCAUGCCCUCCUCUCAUCGAUUUCUGGCACAAGUCUCGACCUUUCACGAGCACAGAUUACAGGUAGAGGGGCACGCCAUGGCCAUUGCUCGGAGCCUUCUCUUUUGUCUCUACUUAAGGUGACAGCUGUUACCGUUCCAUCAACUGCGAGGCCAAAGCGACUCGAGUGCUUUCCUUUGUCCUACAAAAGCGGCCGCGACAAUCUUUUCCAGGAAUUCUCCCCUCCCCUCCCUCAAUGUCGCAUCUUCGCCAGUGCAAUGCUUCAACUGCCAUACGGGCUGCGACGGCGCCGACCUCCCCACCCACUCGAGCAUCUAAAGCGCCCGGGAGCUCCAAACAUGUUUUAUACUUUAUCGCGAAUGGGACAAUGCCAUGUGUCGGAAAGGGCAAAGAAAGGGCAGCGAAAGGCUUCCCCCUGACCUCGAGCGUGGAUUCUCCCGGUCUAGUCUCGCCUCACACCAUUCUCAAGGAAGCGCGUAGAGGGAGCAUGGCGGUGCCCCGCAGCGUCCCGGGCCCAUUCAUGUUUCUCAAACGAGUGCAGUCUAGCCUACAUGGAACUAUGAUCGCGGCGAGGGAGCUGGAUGACGCGUGGCUCCGCGGUGAAUCCGGUCGGAUCGUAUGUAUGAAGGUCUUCCGAAAACGAGCGGCAUACAAACGAGAUCUGUAUUCCGGCAUCGUACAAGAGAUUCUGGCGUACAGGAAUUUGGCGCGCGCUAGUUCGCGAAAUCCCGGACGCGCUUUCGUAAUGGAUCUCGAUGCGGCUUUGCAGGAUGAGACGAGGCUGUUCUUCGUCAUGGAACUAAUGGACUGCGAUCUGCUAGCUGUUAUGAAUGGACACCGGUUUCCCCGGCGGAGCAAUGCCCCUCGGUGGAUUUGGCAAAUGGCGUCGGGCAUAUCUGCUAUUCACGAUGCCGGUGUUAUCCAUCGAGACAUCAAGCCGGAGAACGUCUUGGUUGACCCUCAAGGGAAUGUGCGGAUAGCUGAUUUUGGAGCUGCCUACGUGGAUCUAGUGGCCCAUCCGCUGGACCCUUAUGACUGUUGCACGAGUGAUGUCACCGGGACCUGGUCUUAUAUGGCGCCUGAAGUGCUCUUCAACCGCAAAAAGCCGCGGUGCGAGCGCAGACCCUACGGGCCUCCGGUGGACUACUGGUCACUCGGAUGUGUUGCAUACGAAUUGCUUUCGGAUGAGGCUUCUCCCUUGUUUGCUUCCGAGCAGGACAUGUGCGCAUUUUUGACUUGGCGGGGCCCCGACUCGUUUCCUCUGCGAUGUGGCCUUGACCAGAAUGCGCAGUGUCUCGUGUCUGGGGCAAGUCUGCAGCUUUGGCCCAGUAAGAAAACUGACAGUCUGCAGCUCACGAACAUCGAGGCUUCGAAACGAUUUGGUAUCAAGGAUCUGCGCGGGCAUCCAUUCUUCUGUAACAAGGUCCAGGCCAUAGAAAUCGAUUCCGUCAUUCGCCCAAUACGAGAGCGCAGGCGAUUGUCUCAUAUAUUUACUGAAGACCCGCAGCUGGGCGAACAACAUCGCGAAAUCUUCACUCCUACCAUUGAGGGGGAGCAUCCCUUCGAGCAUUUUGGCUGGGUCAAUCCAAAGGGAAUUUGGGCAGACUUGGUGACACAUAGACCACCAUUGACUCGUCCAUGACGCGUCGUUCUGACAUUUAUUGAUCCAAGCUGAGAUUGUCGUGAAUCAAGUUUGUAUAUAUGUAUCGUAGCACGUACCAUGUUUGUCCCUGACUAGAGCUUAUCUAAGCAUUGUUCAGUCCUUUGUGUGCUCAAGGUCUGAGCGGCAAGGAAGACGCACGAUCACAAAGCUAUUGAUGAACUUGGUACUAUGGACACAAACAGUAAUCCAAUAUCACAGUUUG
Mycena citricolor is the source of this 3629-nucleotide messenger RNA. NCBI's taxonomy places the organism in Eukaryota, Fungi, Basidiomycota, Agaricomycetes, Agaricales, Mycenaceae. The record is from the annotation of a GenBank genome assembly.